Messenger RNA from Dovyalis caffra, 3255 nucleotides. Lineage: Eukaryota; Viridiplantae; Streptophyta; Magnoliopsida; Malpighiales; Salicaceae. The record is from the annotation of a GenBank genome assembly.
AUGAGUGGUUUGGUACGACUUACUGAACCCAAAGCUUUCAAAAAAGUCAUUGCCGCCCAGGCACUUGACUUGGCGCUGCAAAUUGCAAUGCUGUAUGCUCCACUUUCCCUUGUGCUGUGUGCUUCCAUUAUAAGCCAAGAUUUGUGGUUCAACUGGAGCUUAACUCAUGCUUUGGCUCAACUAUCUUUGCCUCUUUUCUUCAAACAAACCUGGAACUCUUCGUGGACAAGCAAGUCGGUCUUUGAGAGAUUCUGGCUAGCUCAUGGUACAAUUCCGGGCCAUGAUGGCUUGAAUUUUCAGUUAGGCUUCCUGGUUGCUGCUUCAAUUGCAGCCUUUGCAGUUAAGCAGCUUAAUGUAAAAACUGCAAAGUCAUCAGACUCUUCGGCCAAACGUUCGGAAAAUGGUGAAGCAAGCUAUGAGCAACAUCAAAUCAAAGGAGAUGACAAAGAACAGUUUACAUAUUCUGAUGAUAGCAUUAAAGAGAAGGAUGUGGAGGAAGAAGAAGAGGAAGAAGAGGUCAAAUUGAUUAAUAGCAUAUUUAACCGGGCUCAAGGUACUCUGCCUGGUAUAGAAGAUGAAGAUAUUUUACCUGAAUUUGAAGAUCUUCUGUCGGGGGAAAUCGAAUAUCCAUUACCUGGGGAAAAGUUUGACAAGGCAGAGAAAGACAGGAUUUAUGAAACUGAGAUGGCAAACAAUGCAAGUGAACUGGAACGUUUGCGCAACCUAGUAAAAGAAUUGGAGGAGAGAGAGACCAAGCUUGAAGGUGAAUUGCUUGAGUACUACGGGUUGAAGGAGCAGGAAUCAGACAUCGUUGAAUUACAAAGGCAGCUCAAAAUUAAGACAGUUGAGAUUGACAUGCUUAAAAUUACCAUCAAUUCCCUGCAAGCUGAGAGGAAGAAGCUUCAAGAAGAGAUUUCACAGGGAACUUCUGCCAAGAAGGAAUUGGAAGCGGCAAGGAACAAGAUAAAGGAGCUGCAGAGGCAAAUUCAGCUUGAUGCUAACCAGACGAAGGGCCAGUUAUUAUUGCUCAAACAACAAGUUUCUAGUCUUCAGACAAAAGAGCAAGAAGCUGUGAAAAAAGACGAAGAGGUUGAAAAGAGGCUGAAGGCUGUGAAGGAGUUGGAGGUAGAAGUUGUUGAACUUAAGAGGAAGAACAAAGAGCUUCAACAUGAAAAGAGAGAGUUGACUGUUAAGCUGGGUGCUGCUGAAGCUAAAGUAGCAUCCCUCUCCACAAUGACAGAGACAGAAUUGGUUGCCAAGGUAAGAGAGGAGGUCAAUAAUUUAAAGCAUGCAAAUGAAGACCUGUUAAAGCAAGUGGAAGGACUUCAAAUGAACAGGUUUAGCGAAGUUGAAGAGCUAGUGUACCUUCGUUGGGUCAAUGCAUGCUUGAGGUAUGAGCUCCGGAACUACCAAACGCCUUCAGGAAAAGUUUCAGCACGUGACCUGAAUAAAAGUCUGAGCCCCAAGUCCCAAGAGAGGGCUAAACAACUAUUGUUAGAAUAUGCCGGAUCAGAACGAGGACAAGGAGACACGGAUCUUGAAAGCAACUAUUCUCACCCAUCUUCUCCUGGAAGUGAGGACUUUGACAAUACUUCCAUUGACAGUUCUUCUAGCAGAUACAGUUUCAGUAAGAAACCUACUUUAAUUCAAAAACUGAAGAAAUGGGGCAGAAGUAAAGAUGAUUCAAGUGCCUUUUCUUCACCAUCCAGAUCCUUCUCGGGAGGAUCUCCGGGCAGGAUUAGCAUGAGCCACCGACCAAGGGGUCCAUUGGAAUCCUUGAUGCUAAGGAAUGCAGGUGAUGCUGUAGCCAUCACUUCGUUUGGGAAGUUGGAGCAGGAUGCUCCUGACUCUCCUGGCGACUCACUAAAUUCUGUUGCUUCAUCUUUCCAAGUAAUGUCUAAAUCGGUGGAAGGAGUUUUAGAUGAGAAGUAUCCUGCCUAUAAAGACAGACACAAGUUGGCCUUAGAAAGGGAGAAGCAUGUUAAGGAAAAAGCAGAACAAGCAAGAGCAGUUAAGUUUGGUGACAGUUCAGAUUUUGCAUUUAGAACAAAGGGGGAGAGAGUUUUGCCUGUAACUUUGCCGCAAAAACUUUCCCAAAUAAAAGAGAAACCAGUUGCCUCUGGUGAGUCAAAUGACCAACCUAGUGAUGGUAAGGAUGCUGAUUCUCAGACAAUAACCAAGAUGAAACUUGCCCACAUCGAGAAGAGGCCUCCUAGAGUGCCUCGGCCUCCUCCUAAAUCAUCUGCUGGUGCUCCAGUUGCUACAAAUACCAAUCCUUCAGGUGGAAUGCCACCUCCACCACCUCCUCCACCAGGUGGUCGAGGCCCACCAGGUGCACUGCCACUGCCUCCAUCACCUGGUGGACCUCCUCGUCCUCCUCCUCCACCUGGAAGCUUGCCAAGAGGAGCAGGAAGUGGUGAUAAAGUUCACCGGGCUCCGGAAGUAGUAGAAUUUUAUCAGAGUUUGAUGAAACGUGAGGCAAAGAAGGAUGCAUCAUCUUUGAUUUCUUCAGCAUCUAAUGUAUCAAAUGCUCGCAGCAACAUGAUUGGGGAAAUCGAGAACAGAUCGUCUUUCCUGUUGGCUGUGAAAGCUGAUGUAGAAACUCAAGGUGAUUUUGUCCAGUCAUUGGCAACUGAAGUUCGAGCAGCUUCUUUCUCGAACAUAGAUGACUUGGUGGCCUUCGUAAACUGGCUCGAUGAGGAAUUAUCUUUCUUGGUUGAUGAGCGAGCAGUUCUCAAGCACUUUGAUUGGCCUGAAAGUAAAGCUGAUGCAUUGAGAGAAGCAGCUUUUGAGUACCAGGAUCUCAUGAAAUUGGAGAAGCAAGUAACAUCUUUUGUUGAUGAUCCCAACCUCCCAUGUGAAGCUGCUUUAAAAAAGAUGUACAAAUUGCUCGAAAAAGUGGAAAACAGUGUAUAUGCACUACUACGUACAAGAGACAUGGCUGUUUCACGAUACAAGGAGUUCGGGAUCCCAACCAAUUGGUUAUUAGAUUCAGGAGUUGUUGGCAAGAUCAAGCUCUCGUCAGUGCAGUUGGCAAGAAAGUACAUGAAACGUGUUGCAUCAGAACUUGAUGCAAUGGGCGGACCUGAGAAAGAACCAAACAGAGAGUUUUUGGUACUCCAAGGCGUUCGUUUUGCUUUCCGUGUUCAUCAGUUUGCUGGAGGCUUCGAUGCAGAGAGCAUGAAGGCUUUUGAAGAACUGAGGAGCCGUGUACGUUCACAAAUGGGAGAAGAGAAUAAGAUGGAAGGACCAUAG